Sparassis crispa is the source of this 3936-nucleotide messenger RNA. RefSeq lists its product as hypothetical. Bases 1 to 3936 code for a protein of 1311 amino acids. The transcript has 20 exons. Gene Ontology annotation, biological process: DNA repair. The record is from RefSeq and is a predicted model, not a curated record. NCBI's taxonomy places the organism in Eukaryota, Fungi, Basidiomycota, Agaricomycetes, Polyporales, Sparassidaceae.
AUGAGGCAGCCUCGGUCCUGGGACGAUGAGGAUCUUCUACAGGAUGAACCACUCUCGACGCUGUUCGCAGUCCAUAGUGCGGAUCUCCCCAACAGACGCGGCAGGGGAAAAACUGAUUGGUUUUGCGUAACUCCACGCGCUGAUUUUCAGAAAGAGGCGGGAGCGAUACAAGCUUGGUUGAGGCUGGCAUUCGCUGCAAGCCCGGAGGAGGAAACGUCCGUCCAGAACACUCUCGUCCUCGCAGACUCUCCGGAACUGGAGAUUUUCAUCGACUUCUAUUGGCGCCUUUACAACGGCGACCGCGAUGAGGCCAAACGGUACCUUCUGCAGGAGCGCAAGUCGCGUGGUUUUCAAUAUUUCGUAGACGAACGCGUCUGGGGGUCCGGCGCACAUGCUCGUGUGCUACUGCCUGUCGGUUCCGAUUCUGGUGCACAUGCAGGCUCUCCUACCCACCACCGGGGAAAUCGUCGGAGACGCCCAAAGCAUUUGUCUCGUAAUGCUGAGGACGCGUACGAUGCUGAGGUUAGUGAAGGGGAAGACGACAGACCCACAAACGAAGUUCCUCAGCAUGCCACUACUCGCGCAACCCCAGACAACCUUCAUUCUUCUUUCGAACGUACCGUUGACAUACCCAUUCCGGAUGCCCAGCUACUGCUCUCAGCGUCUGCUCAAGUCAUCGGAGUCGCGUAUGGGCCUUCUUCACCUCUCGAGAAGCAGAACAUUGGUGAAGAACAGAGCAACAAACGUAAAGCUAUCAACGAACAACCUUCUAGCUCUUCCCACUCUUCUUCAGACGACAUCCCUGUCUCGCAGUUUGCGUACACGGCCUCAAGAGUUGUAUCAGGUGUUGCCCCCAUGAACGACGCUCGUACGAACGAAGACGAUCCUUCUUCGCUCAGUGAGCUCACAUCCGAUGAAUCUCUCAAAGAGGACGGUCCUCCAGCUGAACAACUCGUAUUUGAUGUCGAAUGCAAUGCGAAUGGCGCAGGCAGGAGGCGAAACCCCGGAAGGACUGCAUCCAAUCGCCAGAAUCUCACAAAGUUGAUGGAGAGGGAGACCUUGUAUGAGGCAAAACUCAAGGAAGAUUUCUUGGGCACUCCGAAAUCGCAGGCUCCUUCGGAUGCUAAGCACGAAGCACUCAAGAACAAUCUGAGAGAGAAGCCACAGACAAGGUCUACUAAUCGCAAGAAAGCGGCGAAGAAAUCGAAGGUCGCUAAUAUAGGUGCAACCCUCUCAGCGAUAAUAGCGCCACCUAAAGCCACGAACCCACGGAAGAGGAAUGCGAUCGCACCGCAGAAACCAUGUUCCGCAGUUCCAUCUCCUGCAGCGGACGCAGCGACCUCUGCUAUAUCUGUGCCGGAACAGCACCAGAGCGACAAUGUCAAGGGGAGACUUCGGAAUUUCCCUUCUGCAGCUGUUGACAAGGUUCGCGUGACUCGCUCUUCAGCGAAGAAAACUGCCAAUAAAAAGUUGAAGGAUGCAAGGCCAGACGUUCCACUGGCCGGUCCUGCUCAAAAACGUCGUCGCUACAGGGAUGCUGAGGACGGUGGGCACGCGACACGUCCAGAGGAGGCCCAGAUGGCAUGCAGAGGAGGAAGGGGGUCUUCUUGUCGACAGCAGCAGGCCGGUGUGCAGUUACAGCCUCCUGCAGAUGCUGUGCCUGAGCAUUCGGAACCCACCGUUGGAAAUUCGGCGAUGCAGUCCGGGAUACCUCAAGCUGGACUGGGGUCAGAACCCGAAAUUGUGGCUUCGGAGGAUGUCACUGCUCCUCGCGAGCCUCCUUCCAUCGCUAGGCGGACACGAAAGCGACUCCGCGAAUCUCUACAGAGUGCCGACGUCAUCCAGCCGGUCACUGACAAUUCUCAACGACUUACAAUCAGACUACCCAGAAGAUCUUCCAAAAAGGCAGCGCAUGUGCGACUUCCUGUACCGCUUGUGACCAAAAAGUCCAAUCAGCCGCAAACGUUGGACGAAGUUGACAGUGUCAUUCGCCACGCUGCCAGCGAGGCGCUUUUGCACCAUGCGCUCAGUACCAACGUAGAACAUGGAAGUGACUGGGAGGGAGGAGCGGAGGGCGAAGACGAACACGAGCAAGAAUUGGCGCAGGUACCGGCAGAUAAGUCAUCAGAUAUAGAGCUAGUACUUCCACUGGCGUCAACCGUUUGCGCAUCCAACGAGAUACACGAUGCCCGUCCGAGACCUCCCUUGGAGAUCUUACCGCCUAUCUGGGCUCAGUCCCGACAAGAAGUAUGCGAAGCCUUUGACUGGUUCCGUUCAUAUCAGGGUGGUGUUUAUUUCUUGAAGGACAUGGUGAAAGGUUACUUGUUGAGCGCGUUCUCGUCAAGCCGCGAUGUCUUUCAUCGUGACGGACGUCUGAUUGUCUCUCAUGGUGGAGGGAAGGCGGAGAGUAUCCAUACGAAAGGUGGGAAAAGCACGGUGCAAGAAGCAAAUGAUCAGCUAGCAGAAGACAAAUCGGUUCGAGCGCUCUUGAAUACAUUUAGACUGCAGCGUCCAGUUGUACUCCUUAUCGACGAUAAGUACAAACUUUUUCCGUAUGAUCUUACAGCGAAGGGAUACUCCUACGUUGUGCUCGGCUACUAUCAUAUUAGACAUGCAUGGGCUGAACGCCAGCCUGCAAAAAAUUCGAGAGGUUAUGUUGUUCGAUACAAGUUUGCCUUCCGAUGGUGCGAUCAACAGGGUGACCCCUGGUGGAUCCCAUCUCAGGCUUCGGCAAUAUGCGAGCUAGUACUGGCUAGUGAUGAUAGUACAGCAACCGUGCCACCCUCAAUCUCUGUUGAAGAUGAAGCUACCAGUCGUGUAUGCUCACGGUGCAACACUAAAUCUCCUCUUGUCUACGAUGGCCGCUGGAUGUGUUUGACACCGAGUUGUACCGCAUUCUGGAAGACAUCGUCAGGUGUACCCCCGUCCAUGGGAUUGGCAUACUCGGAGAAAUUCCUCGAGUUGCUUCCUUGUCAGCAUGAGAAGUUCGAUGACCUCCGACCUCCCGUGCCCGCUACAAAAGCGCAGAAUGGCGUCACAACGACUCGUCUUUUCUGCAAGGGCUGGCACUGUGUGCGAUGCGGCCGGUUAUCAAGCAGAUACAAAUGGGAACAUUGGGAGUGUGCACAUUGUGGGGAGACUUACAAGGUGAUCGGGAGGUUUCGGGAACCGAAGGAGUUCUGGUAUCAAAAGAACAUGGAGUCUUACAUGCAUCAUUUUGUCGGAGAGGAUUCUGGUAUCAUCCUCCCCCACAUGCAGUUUUACAAUCACGGAGCGGGUUUUCUUCCUUGUCAUCAUUAUAUUCUGCCAUACGGUCGUGGACAUAUAUACCUUAUUCUUGGCAGUUCUAUUGCAAACCGGGACGCCGAUGCUAUUUUCAGAGAAUAUCAGGAACAAGCGGUUGGGGGGGAACUUCUGUUCCGAAGGUGGCCUCUGAGAAGCCACAAAUGUAGGGGUACCCUGUUGACCAACUACUUCUCCCAGAAUUCUGGAGAGCCAUACCAGUAUGUUGGGGGCGCCGAUAACACGGUCGCUUGGGACAAGGCACCUUCCGCUGUUCAUCAUGCUCUUGAGUUGAUCCAGGGCCGAAUGCUAGAUGCUCUAGAUCUGCGAUCCCAAUUCAACGAGGUCCUCAGUGCUGCAUACAUGGAGAAACAGAGAAUGGCCUUCCACAGCGACAGCGAGCGAGGAUUAGGUCCCACUGUUGCGGCCUUAUCCCUCGGUUCUGCAGCGCAUAUGUAUUUCCGUCUCCACUCCCAGUAUGACGACAAGCCGGGAAAUGGAUCAAGCAGACUUGCUCUGAAACUCUUUUUGCGCCAUGGUGACGUCGUGGUCAUGCAAGGCGAGGGAGUCCAAAAAUUCUACGAACACACCGUUGUUCCCUUGAACUUCCGUAUCGCUGCAACCGCACGUUUUAUCGGACCCGAAAAUCAUUGA